UUAUAAAACAUGUACACACUCAACCUCACAACUACUAAAUGUUUAGCUCCCAUUCUCUCUCUCUUCUCUUUCUCUCUAGAACAGAGUGGAUGGCAGCUAAAUCAAAGAGCGUUGUGGCCAUCGGGAAGCACAUGCUCAACGGUGUUCGUUCAGGCCCCUUGGCACCUGGGGGUCUCCUCGCUUCUCGGAAAGAUCACACAUCGGCGUAUGAUAAGAACGUAGAGGAAGAAUUGCAAUCGAGUAAAGUGCCUGAUGACUUGAUAAAUCCCGACUCUCACAAAUAUUGGUCUCCUCAUCCUCAAACAGGUGUCUUUGGACCUUCCCCGUCCUCCACGACAGAUGAGACUAGCUGCAGUAAAGAGGACUCAGUGAUGAUGGAGAAAGCUUGGUUCCGUCCAACAAGUCUCGAGGAUUUAGACAAGACUCACCAUUCAUAGCAAAAAAAAAGAAAAGAAAAGAAAAAGAGGUUCUUCCUAUAUAUGCGUUAAAAACAAAAAUUCGAAAUGUUAAAAUAGAUUGAAGUACAACUGUUCGUGUUAUAUUAUGUGUCCGAAAGAACAAAUUUCUGGACCUCUGGUAGUCUGGUGUUCAUGUUGUUGUAUAAGUGUGAGUUAAUGCUUUUGGUUUGCUUUU
This is a messenger RNA of Capsella rubella, 633 nucleotides long. RefSeq names its product late embryogenesis abundant protein At5g17165. The coding region runs from base 39 to 437 and encodes 132 amino acids. The record is from RefSeq and is a predicted model, not a curated record. The transcript is spliced from 2 exons. Lineage: Eukaryota; Viridiplantae; Streptophyta; Magnoliopsida; Brassicales; Brassicaceae.